AGGGUGACGCUUGGGGUUCCCCACAUCUGAUAGGUGCAGCGGGUCCGGCCCUCCUCCAGGCGGGGCUUUGAAAAUUUGGGGCCAGACGGAGGCUGCUGAGCCCCGCAAACCCUUAGCUCCCGAGUGCCAUGGGGCAGCUGAUAGCCAAACUGAUGCGAAUCUUUGGGAGCCAGGAGCACAAAGUCAUCAUCGUGGGGCUGGACAAUGCAGGAAAGACCACCAUUCUCUACCAGUUCCUGACCAAUGAGGUCGUUCACACCUGCUCCACCAUUGGGAGCAAUGUGGAAGAAAUUGUUCUUCAGAAGACCCACUUCCUCAUGUGGGACCUCGGAGGUCAGGAAGCACUGCGUGCCACCUGGGACACUUACUACACUAACACUGAGUUUGUCAUCCUUGUGAUAGACAGCACAGACCGGAAGCGGCUGUCGACCACUCGGGAGGAGCUGUAUAAGAUGCUGGCCCACGAGGCACUGCAAGACGCUUCAAUACUGAUCUUUGCCAACAAGCAGGAUGUGAAAGACUCCAUGACCACAUCAGAGAUCUCCCAAUUUCUCACGCUCAGUGCCAUCAAGGACCACCCGUGGCAUAUCCAGGGCUGCUGUGCUCUCACGGGAGAAGGGCUGCCGGCUGGGCUCCAGUGGAUGCAAUCUCAGGCCACCACCAACUGAGGUCCCAGCCUGAGGCCAACCAGACACCGAAUGGUUUACGCCAGUGAGAAACACCAGUCAUUUGUUGGUGGAAAGAGGGUGGCUACGGACAGAGAGAUUCCUACAGUCCUUUCAACUGUCAAGUAGAGCUGGAUCAAAGACUUCAAGUUGGUGCAGAAAGGACUACAGAUGAAACUGUCCGCCCACUCCAUCGCUGCCGGUGUGAAGAGACGCCAGGAACUUGCUGGGGAUGUUGGGGGCAGGGAGCAUCAGGUCUCUCCCAGCCCUCACCUUCUGUCUGCCCGGCAAGAGAUCUUUGACAUUGUGUCAUAUCCCCUGGACGAAGGAGAUUCCGAUAAAGGAGGCAAUAGGACCUGGCCAAAAGCUGGGAGGAUGGGGGAGGGGUGGAGUUGAUGACUGGGAGGAUAGAACCUUCCAGACUGACGCAGUCGUUCACACUGCAGGGUUCCGAGUCUCUCCACCCCCACCCGCUCUCGCUUUCCUGCUCCCUCUUAGAUGCUGACUCCAGGACCACAGCUUUUGGGGCCUAAGUCACCACGUGGAAUCUCCCUCCCUCUCAGCAUCCUUCAGGUGUGAGUCCUACGCCUCUGAAAUGUCAAAGAUUUCUAUGAUUUGUUUUAAACAUCGCAUUAAGAUUUAAAAAGUAAAGGUAUCUAAUAAGUGCUUCUGAAAAA
Molecule: messenger RNA, 1342 nt
Organism: Apodemus sylvaticus (European woodmouse)
Lineage: Eukaryota; Metazoa; Chordata; Mammalia; Rodentia; Muridae
Gene: Arl5c
Product: ADP ribosylation factor like GTPase 5C
Exons: 6
Coding region: 129-668 (179 amino acids)
Biological process (GO): protein localization to Golgi membrane; vesicle-mediated transport; intracellular protein transport
Cellular component (GO): trans-Golgi network; cytoplasm
Molecular function (GO): GTPase activity; GTP binding
Source: RefSeq, a predicted model, not a curated record